This is a messenger RNA of Amborella trichopoda, 1659 nucleotides long. RefSeq names its product YEATS family protein (gene GAS41). The record is from RefSeq and is a predicted model, not a curated record. Gene Ontology annotation, biological process: regulation of DNA-templated transcription. Lineage: Eukaryota; Viridiplantae; Streptophyta; Magnoliopsida; Amborellales; Amborellaceae.
CGGAGGUUUUAAAGAAUCAAGGGGAUUCGGGGCGUGCUUGUAACAGGAAGUUGUUUACCAGAAAAAUAACCUUUAUUCAUAAAAAAAAGUUCCAUCGAAAACGCCCUCAUCUUCCUGCUCGCUGCUCUCCUCUGCUCGUGCACUGCAUCGGUAGCUCUGUGAAUCUCUGUGAUCGCCAUAUUUUGGCCAUUUCCAAUCGCCUUUGCUUCUCUGGAAUGCAACUUGGAGCAUUAUUGUGGUAUCAAAAUUGCUAUUGUUAGAAGGCACUGCUUUCUCUUCCAGCAGGUCCUGCGCCAUUGGACGGUGGUAACUUGGUGGAGAGUGUAUUAAGCCCGGUUGAGCUCAUAGAGUUGAGGGAUGCCUCAUACAAUAUUGGCCAAGAAACAUGGUGGGGAUCAGUUGGAUGGGAAUGCACAGAAAAUGCAGAGGUCAAAGAUAGGGAGGAGCUCAGAUGAUGGUGACAAUAAAAAGAGUCUAGCAAAAAGACUCAAAGAUGUCGAAAUCAGCAUCCCAAUAGUCUAUGGGACUAUAUCUUUCUGGCUCGGGAAGAAAGCAAAUGAGUAUAAUUCACAUAAAUGGACAGUCUACAUCCGUGGGGCCACAAAUGAGGAUCUGAGUGUGGCAAUCAAACGUGUUGUUUUCCAAUUGCAUCCAAGUUUUAAUAAUCCAAUUAGAUCUGUUGAGUCACCACCCUUUGAGUUAUCUGAAUCAGGAUGGGGAGAAUUUGAGAUAGCAAUCAGUGUUCACUUUCAGAGUGAUGUUUCAGACAAACCAUUGGACUUGUUUCACCAUUUGAAACUGUAUCCGGAAGAUGAGUCUGGCCCACAAUCAACAAAAAAACCUGUUGUUGUGGAGUCAUAUGAUGAAAUCGUUUUCUCAGAGCCUUCAGAAGCUUUUUUCGCUCGAGCCCAGAAUCAUCCUGCUGCCACUCUAUCCAGGCUUCCUGUAGGUUUAAGCUCAAUGCCGGCUGGGUCCCUUGAAAACACGAAUGACAGGAAAAGAGGUGAUACCAAGGAUCAUCCACUGAGCCAGUGGUUCAAUAAUUUUUCGGAGGCUGAUGAAUUGUUGAAGCUUGCAACUGCCCGUCAGCAGAUACAAGCUGCCAUAGUGAAGCUUAAAAGACAGCUCAAUAUGCUUGAGUCUCAAGCUCAACAGACAAGACCUAGUUCUGAUCAGUGAACUGUAUGGAGUUUCCUCAUUGGGUCUGUUGCAUGGGGUUUAAGACUCACCAAGUUUUAUACUCGUACUCCUCCUCCUCCUCAUCCUACUCUCUCACUCUCUCUCUACCCGUUUAACACACAUGUAUGUAUUUGAUUAAACAUUGACAUGUCUCUCUCAUCCUACCCAUCUAAAGCAUGUGUAUGACGCAAGUGAUGAAAAGAUAUCUAUUUUCAGUUUGAUUGAGAUCAAUUUGGUCAUCUAUCUUCAUUUAGCAGUAGCUGGACAUCCUAUUUUGAGUUGAGAAUCCAUUGUUCGGCUUUAGUUAACGUGAUCUAUGUCUAACAAGGCGAAGGUGUGGAAGAAUUUUGUAGUGAAUGGCAUGAAUAUGUGUUUUGUCUCUAUUUUAAAUGUGGGACUGGCUUUGUUACUUAUAAUAAUUUAUUGAGCUAUCUGAAUAAAGUUGGGAUAAUGCUCGGAUGAUGAUGUUGAUAAUGAUGA